UAUUGUAGCACCAAAAGCUACAUUUUUUGGCUGAAACAGCAGUUAUAGCUUUCAUAUUAAUUUGUCACAAUGUCAGAUUUGGAGGUGCAGGUAGGCUCCAUUUUGGAGAUAAUGGUCAACGCGACUGUCACAGAAAUGACCAAAGUUAUCGGCAGCUGUGAUUCGACACGUCCAGAAGCGUCUCCGAGCUGCGUUACGACCGAAAACACACAAGCGUCCUCAGAGGAGAAGGUGAUCCAGCUCAGUGUCUUCAUGACGUCUCUGGCUCGAGAAGCUGUGGAGAAGAUCUGCCAGCUUUUCCACGAAUGUUCCUCCCUGCUCCAGUUAGAAGUGAGACACGAUGUGGCAGAGAUCGAGGACCUUAGGAGGAGACUGGAGGUGGCAGAGACAGAGCUGAAGCUGGUCCUGGAGGGGAGCAGAGGCCAGAAGGAGGCGCAGGAGCUGACAGAGGGAGGCAGCGGACAGGAGGGAAAGAACGCUCCUCCGGCCAACAGAGCAGAGGGAGAGACCGUCCCGACCAAUCAGCGAUUGGGGAGGAAGAGCCGCAGAGUUGUAACUAGUGGUGAUGCCGGAGUGAAGAGAUCGCCCAUCAUUCACCUGUGGAAAGGCAGAGCUUAUGAGGACACUGUCCAGCCAGUGAUAAUAAAGGAAGAAGGAUUAGAGGCAUUUGCUGACCAUGCUUCUUCUGAUUCUGGUCAGAACAGAGACGAUCUAGCACAGGAUGAUGACGACGACCCGGACUACCAGUUGGAGCCAGACGAUCCAGACGACGGUGACCCAGGAUUCACCGCCAGACCCAAAUGCGUUGUAAAGCCCAAAUCCCACCGAGGUCGAGCCAAGAGUAAGAACCAGCAGUCUCUGAGCUGCAAACACUGCAGGAAAACCUUCACCAAGCUGCAGCAGCUCAAAGCACACCAGACUGUCCACAGCGCCAACGUAGAGAAGCCUUUCCACUGCUCUCAGUGUGACAGAGGCUUUUCAUUCCAGCGGAGCCUCAACGCACACAUGCUGCUUCAUACAGGUGAGAGGCCACACACCUGCGAUGUUUGUGGGAAAGGAUUCACGCUGAAGCAGCUGCUGAGGAACCACCAGCGUCUCCAUGCUGAGGUCCGGCCAUUUCGCUGUGACCAGUGCGGCAAGAGUUUCUAUCGAGCCCACGGCCUGAAAAUGCACCAAAUGGUCCACACGGGAGAGCGGGCCUACAACUGUCAGUACUGCAACAAAAGCUUCACAAUACAAGGUAACCUGCAGCGCCACCUGCGUAUACACACGGGGGAGAAACCGUUCAGGUGCGAGACGUGCGGCAAAAGCUUCAACCAGGCCGACACUCUGAAAGGACAUCAGAGGAUACACACCGGCGAGCGUCCCUUCAGCUGCGAGACCUGCGGCAAGUGUUUCAUUCAGAAGAGUGCCUUGAAAAUGCACCAGAAGACUUCUCACCCAGGCGAGAACUCGUUAGCCUGUGUGGCGUGCGGCACCAUGGCGGCCUGUGUUGACUCGCUGCGCAAACACCUCCAGACUCAUGCGUCGACUAUCCCAUGCACGUGCGUGAUCUGCGGCCGGCGGCUCAGUUCCAUCACUGACCUGCGCCUGCAUCAGCAGCACCACACAGUGGACAGGCCUCACAGCUGCGGGCUCUGUGGGAAGAGCUUCAAGUCGUCCAGUUACCUGAAGAUUCACCUGAAGACGCACAGCGGAGAGAGGCCGUUCUCCUGCGACAUCUGCGGUCGCAUGUUUACACAGCACAGCAGCCUUAAGUCACAUCAGGUGGUGCAUACGGGAGAGAAACCGUUCAGCUGCGACACGUGUGGGAAAUGUUUCAGCAGCACCGGCAACCUGAACAGACACCAGCGCAUCCACACGGGGGAAAAGCCGUUCAGCUGCGACACGUGCGGACGCAGCUUCAACCAGGGCAACAGCCUGAAGGCCCACCAGCAGAUACACACCGGGGAGAAGCAGUUCAUGUGCGACAAGUGCGGGAAGAGUUUUUCCUACCUGAGAAACCUAAAAGACCACAAAUGUUUCUAUGUGUGAAGCUAAACUGUGAUGAGACGUCUGCUCUUGUGGCAGAGCGGCCUGCCGAGCUCUUUCGGUACCUGUUGAGGGAUAAAUUUAAAGGAUUGGUUGAGAAAAUAAAGGAAUAAGCUUGCAGUGAAAGUGGCUUCGGUGAUUAUAAGCUACCUACAAGGAAAGCAGUGGGAGUACGUGUGGUGGAUUAUCACAGGUUACAUGACUGAAGAAAUAAAACAAGGUGGAGACACUUACUGUAAAGGUUUAAGUGCAAACCUUUUUGUGUUCUUAAAUGUAGGUGUUUACCUGACACCGUUAUUCAGACAGUAAAUAUAAUAAUAGAAAAACAACAUUAAAAAACUGUUAUAAUCCUGAAGCCACAAAAGAAAGAUCUACUACAGAAAACAGACCUAAGAAGAGCAGUCACUGGUACUUUGGGUAUUUUUAAGGAGCAACUGUUACCCUGAAUCUAAAUCACGCACACAGAUGGACAAAAUGAAGCAUUUAUUUAUGGGAAUAACUGAAAAUUGUCAAGGUGUCACUCAAGAGCCUUUUAGUCUUUUACCUGAAUACAUUUGUAAGCAGCGUUUGCCGACAGAUGUUACAGUAGUGUCAUUUAUUUUAGUAAAGGACUGAUUUUCAGUUUUAACCUUUGGUAUUACUAGUAAAAGCCAAACAAGUGAGUAUUGUUAACAACCACAGAAGACAUAUUCCUCUUUAAUGAUCAGCUGUAUAUGCUUUUAAAAACCUG
This is a messenger RNA of Scomber japonicus (chub mackerel), 2761 nucleotides long. RefSeq names its product gastrula zinc finger protein XlCGF57.1-like. Gene Ontology annotation, molecular function: RNA polymerase II cis-regulatory region sequence-specific DNA binding; DNA-binding transcription factor activity. NCBI's taxonomy places the organism in Eukaryota, Metazoa, Chordata, Actinopteri, Scombriformes, Scombridae. The transcript is spliced from 8 exons. The record is from RefSeq and is a predicted model, not a curated record. Gene Ontology annotation, biological process: regulation of transcription by RNA polymerase II. The coding region runs from base 70 to 2034 and encodes 654 amino acids.